Hyalella azteca is the source of this 2245-nucleotide messenger RNA. RefSeq names its product microtubule-associated protein 4. Bases 296 to 1609 code for a protein of 437 amino acids. Lineage: Eukaryota; Metazoa; Arthropoda; Malacostraca; Amphipoda; Hyalellidae. The record is from RefSeq and is a predicted model, not a curated record. The transcript has 2 exons.
UCAGCAAAUGGAGUUGUUGACCUUUUACGUCAUAUCGUUUGGCUCGUGUGUGCCUCACUGAUCACUCUUCGUGGCCGGAAAAUAUGUAUUAGCUCCCGUUGAUGUGUAGGUAUUGUCAGACGUUAAGAUAUAGGUUGACGCCUAAUUAAUUUCAAGAAAUGGUAAUGAACAAUGAAAUCAUAUGUCAGAUAAAUUUAAAUAAUCUAAAAUAUGAUGGCGUAUUACGAGGUGUGAACUCUGAAAGGAAUUGACCACGACUUCGUUAUGUAGGUAUUCAGAAAAAAACUGAAGAAAUAUGGAUGAAUCAGAAAUUGAAGUCUCAGAAGUUGAAGAGAGGACAGAGUCUGAAAGUGGAGAAACCGAAGAAGAAAAAAGUCCUGAACUACCAAUGCUAGUGAAAAAGCAACGUGCAAGCAGAGUUAAUAAUGCCCAUUUAAAGAUCGUUUUUGGAGUAAUAAAAGAACUUGAUGAACGCAGUGAUCCUGUUGUUUUUGCUGUCCUGAAAAAGCUCUCAAUGCCGCUUCUUAAGAUGACUGGUGAUGACCUGACAGAAUACCUACGUAGGAUUCUAGAUUUACUUGUUAAACGAGGUUCUGUUAAAGUUGAUGGUGAAAGUUUCGAAGAAGCCACCUUCACAGUGGUCAAUCGGCAGAGGAGGAACAAUGUUGUCUGCAGCAGGGCUCCGGUCAAAGCCAAAGCUAAACCGACUCUAGGCGCAGCUUCUAAUAGGACAAGGAAGAUGAACUUCCCAGAAAGCAAUUCUUCAUCAGAAGAUUCUUCUAAUGAUGUUGAAACGGAAUCCCCGCAAGCAGUGGACCUGAAUGAAGAUGCCGAAAGUACGUCUAGUGACAAUUCUCAUUCGCAGACACAGCUGACGGCAAGGCAAAGAAAAACUGGUGUCUCCAACAAACGAAAUGCAGAAACACCUUCAUCUUUCAAUACUCAAAGCACCAAAUCCAUAAAGGCGAACACUAAAAGAAGUGCAAAUAAAAAGCCUGCGAAAUUUGCGUUUAAGGUAAAACCUUUUUUAGGUGUGACUGCAUUCAAGGGCGCAAAAUCUUCUGGUAAAGCUGUCAAAGUACCAAUCCAGUCAGAAAAUGAAUUGCCUUCGUCAGUUGAGUCACCCGACAGUUUAACCAAGUCGCUAAGCAGACUAGCUAUAUUGCCAGACAGACCAGCCAAAUUGACUGGCAGAGCAGCACGAUCGGCCCGCAUACCGAGUAAGUCACCCAUUAGACCAGCUAAGUUGCCCGGCAGACCCGCCAAGUCGGCCGGCAGACCCGCCAAGUUGCCCGGCAGACCCGCCAAGUCGCCCGGCAGACCCGCCAAGUCGCCCGGCAGACCCGCCAAGUCGCCCGGCAGACCCGCCAAGUCGCCCGGCAGACCCGCCAGAGCAGCAAAAUUACGCAAAAUUACUGUCCCAAUUGAAGCCUUGCCGCUUUUGCCUUCUGUAGAGAAUAAACUGCCCAAAAACGUCAAAGUAACAGCAAAGAAAAAGACGACUGAAGUGAUGCCAGCUGAUGUUGAAACAGUAACCUCGUUAAAAAUAAAGGCAGGUCAAAAAGGUGCCCCCAAGACAAGAGGUCGGAAGCCUAAAACUACUGCUUAAUCUUCUUCACUAUUUCACCAUCUGAAAGAAAGGAGACGAAAAUUUUAGCCAGGAAUACCAGGACGAAAAUGUUGACCAAAGCAGCGACAAAGAAAAAAGUUCUGAUGGGAGGUGCAGUUAGACCGCCGUUUCAAAUUACACAUUACGAGAGUUUGGCAGAUAGUCUUUAGAUCUGAUAUGUUUAUUACAGCAGAAUGGAACUAGGUUUAUCUUCGCACCAUUUACCGCAUGUUUUAGCUGCAUGCGUUAAAUUUGUCGAUUAGGUUGUCCAUUUUACUCCAUAGUGAUACCAUUUAACAUUUUAUAAUACCAAAGGGAACUGAAUAAUACGGAACUGAAGUAACGCUAAGACGAAUCGUCGAUUUGUUGAGACUGAGGCAGAUAACCAUUUCCCAGUAAUUUUUAUUUUAAGAUCGGAAUAUCCCAAUUGCUUCGGCUAAAAUAACACGUUCAUCAGAUGUCGGCCUCGAAGAACCGAAUAAAAUGGCAAAGCACCGCGGUUUCAUGGCGUGAUCUUGAAAAUGUUUCAAACGCUCCACUCUCAAAAUAAUUUUUUUUUUGCAUUUCAUCCAGUGUAUCUUAUAUGGUUGUGCUUCACUUUUUAGAAUAAAAUUUUUGAAAUGAAGUUGCAAUUGA